AGGCGGCAACAGCGGGAGUCGCUGUUGAGGCGGCCGCUGGUGCGGGUCUGUUCUACGCUGCUCCGUGGGGCCAGGCAGGGCGGGCAGCUGCUGGCGUCUGGCCGUGAGGGAGGGCUCUUGGGGUGGGUGGAAUGGCCCCCACCUAGGCGUUGGGAGAAGCGGCUGAGCCCAGGAUGCUGGGGAGGUGGCGCGGUGGCUCCUCACUCAUCCCAGAUGUUGAUCAUCUUUCUGAAGUAGAAUCUCCAUGGCCUGAACAGUUUCUGAAAAUCAUUUUGAGCAAAAUAUCUGUUUAAUAGAAAGAUAACCACAUCAAGAUGGUUGGAAAACUGAAGCAGAACUUACUAUUGGCAUGUCUGGUGAUUAGUUCUGUGACUGUGUUUUACUUGGGCCAACACGCCAUGGAAUGCCAUCACCGAAUAGAGGAACGUAGUCAGCCUCUCAAAUUGGAGAGCACAAAGACCACUGUACAAACUGGCCUGGACAUCAAAGCCAAUAAAACUUUCGCCUAUCACAAAGAUAUGCCUUUAAUUUUUAUCGGAGGCGUGCCUCGGAGUGGAACCACACUCAUGAGGGCCAUGUUAGAUGCACAUCCUGAUAUUCGCUGUGGAGAGGAAACCAGAGUCAUUCCCCGAAUCCUGGCCCUGAAGCAGAUGUGGUCACGGUCGAGUAAAGAGAAAAUACGCUUGGAUGAGGCUGGUGUCACUGAUGAAGUGCUGGAUUCUGCCAUGCAAGCCUUCUUACUAGAAAUCAUUGUUAAACAUGGGGAGCCAGCUCCUUAUUUAUGUAAUAAAGAUCCUUUUGCCCUGAAAUCCUUAACUUACCUUGCUAGGUUAUUUCCCAAUGCCAAAUUUCUCCUGAUGGUUCGAGAUGGCCGGGCAUCAGUACAUUCAAUGAUUUCUCGAAAAGUUACUAUAGCUGGGUUUGACCUGAACAGUUACAGGGACUGUUUGACCAAGUGGAAUCGUGCCAUAGAAACCAUGUAUAACCAGUGUAUGGAGGUUGGCUAUAAAAAAUGCAUGUUAGUUCACUAUGAACAACUUGUCUUACAUCCUGAACGAUGGAUGAGAACCCUCUUAAAGUUCCUCCAUAUUCCGUGGAACUACUCCGUAUUACACCAUGAAGAGAUGAUUGGGAAAGCUGGGGGAGUAUCUCUGUCAAAAGUGGAGAGAUCAACAGACCAAGUCAUCAAACCAGUCAACGUGGCAGCGCUAUCAAAAUGGGUUGGGAAAAUCCCCACAGAUGUUUUACAAGACAUGGCAGUGAUUGCACCCAUGCUCGCCAAACUCGGAUAUGACCCAUAUGCCAAUCCACCUAACUACGGAAAACCUGAUCCCAAAAUCCUUGAAAACACCAGAAGAGUCUACAAAGGAGAAUUUCAGCUACCUGAAUUUCUUAAAGAAAAACCUCAGACUGAGCAAGUGGAGUAGCAGAGCCAGGAACCUCCUCCACACACCAGGCUGCUGACCUUGGAUUUCUCCCCACCGUGUAAACACAACCAACUGGGAAACUACAUUCCUGAAGGAAAUUCUCAGCAGAAAUAGAAGAUGAAAACUCCAACACAUUCAGCAACCUAAAACUAUUUACACAUGGAUUUUCCUAUCUCCUGAGCCUCUGGGCUCCCUUCUCAUUUUCUGUAUACAGCCUUGCUUUAAGGUGUUGAAAUAAAUGUUCCCCAGAUAGCCCUUAGUCCUGUGGUUUUUUCAUAUGGAUUCCUAGGGAAGGAGAGGCCAUCUGGCAGAGUGGAUAAAUGGAAGGAAGCUGGUCCAGGUAACUCCUUGUUAAGUUACUUAAUGAACCAAACAAGGAUCUACUCAGACUUUUUAUGUAAGAUGAUAAAAGUCUUUUAUUAUUGAAGCCACUUUUGGUUGAGGUUUCUGUCAUAGCUGAAAUAUCCUAACUGUAAUAGGAUGGAAAGGAAAUUUUGUUAUAGAUUUGUUGUUGUUGUUGUUGUUGUUAUAGAUGUUUUUGAGAAGGACUGGAUCAGGUAGUGAUAGAGAGAAGUUGUCUGGGGGCCAAGGUGGUGCUACUCAGAGUGUGGUUCAAGGACCCGCAGGUUCAGAACUGCCUAGGAGUUUGUUAGGAAUGCAAAUUCAAGGGCUAUGCCUCAGACCUACCAGAUCAGAUUCCCUAGAAGUGGGGCUGGGAAUCUGCAUUUUAACAAGGUUUCCUGCUGUAAUUUUGAUGCAAUUAACAUUGGAGAAAACACUAACCAAGGAAGCACCUACAGCUGGCAGGGUGAUUGGUGCAACAGAGGAAGUGCUGUGACUCUGGCCCAUUACUGGCCUUCCAGAUGCUGAUCUAAUCCUCUAGGCCUCAUUUUUCUUUUCUGUCACAACAGUGUGAGCAUCAGAUGAGGGACUGGGUGUAAAAAUGGUUUGAGAGAGCUAAAACCUUGAGCCCCAGGAGAGUUGUGAGCUGACCCAGCUGUAUCAAUGGACACAGUGUCCAAGGCUGCAGACAGAUAUAUGGGUUCAGACUGGACUCCUCCUCAUCAGCUUGAGCUUUGUGCAGGACCCACCGCCAUCUGCGUGUCCAGGUGCCCAGUGAGAGAGCUGGCAGGGAGCCCGUGGAGACUCACUGUCAUUCUUAAUUGAAUUCAAUUGCCCCUAUUUUGAGGUUUCUUUUUCAGAUUC
Messenger RNA from Phyllostomus discolor (pale spear-nosed bat), 2633 nucleotides. It is a transcript of the gene TPST1, whose product is annotated as tyrosylprotein sulfotransferase 1. Gene Ontology annotation, cellular component: Golgi apparatus. Gene Ontology annotation, biological process: peptidyl-tyrosine sulfation. Gene Ontology annotation, molecular function: protein-tyrosine sulfotransferase activity. Bases 315 to 1427 code for a protein of 370 amino acids. Lineage: Eukaryota; Metazoa; Chordata; Mammalia; Chiroptera; Phyllostomidae. The record is from RefSeq and is a predicted model, not a curated record. The transcript is spliced from 6 exons.